This is a messenger RNA of Maylandia zebra (zebra mbuna), 1396 nucleotides long. The record is from RefSeq and is a predicted model, not a curated record. Lineage: Eukaryota; Metazoa; Chordata; Actinopteri; Cichliformes; Cichlidae.
AUCCAGAGGCCCCCAGAACACAAGAGACCAUGGAAGACCAACAGAGGGGCAGCCGCGCCACUGUUCCAGGGGAGACUUCUAACGGGAACUUCUGUAAACACAGGGGAGAAAUGUUACUGAAUGGGAAACAAACGAGUAAGGGACAAAGGUACGGAGUGCCAGUGAAUAGUCUUGGGCUUACUUGGCGACCCUAGUCAUUUAACGGGGAAAAGGCUGCCAGGGGUGUAUUCCAAAGAGGGUCAAGAGUGGAGAGUCCGGUCCAGAUUUCGAAGAGAUGGAGAAUACAGACUGAAGGGCAGGCUGAGGAGAAGUGGAGUAUAUAAUCCUCGGGUUCCGAGCAGAUGGGAGGACAGGAUGGAGACCAAAAACAGCACUACUGGAUGACCAAUGGAGGAAAAACUACACUUGCCUCAAGUCUGCAAGAGCAAAUACCCAACAGCUGCAUCAUUGCACAGGAUUCAUAUUUUAAGGAUGACUCUGAGGUGCCGAUGGACAGCAAUGGGUUCAAGCAAUAUGACAUCCUCGAGGCUCUGCACAUGCAGAUGAUGAUGAGGGACGUUGACUCCUGGCGAAGAGAUCCCGAGUCGUUCCUCAGACAGCAAGGCCUGGAGACCCAGCUUAUAGAACCAUCAGUCGAUAACCAGGUGUUCGUGCUCAUAGUGGAAGGCUUCCUCAUUUUCAACUACAGGCCUCUGGACGAACUGUUUGACAAAAAAUAUUUCAUGGAAAUACCUUAUGAUGCCUGCAAGAGGAGACGAAGUUUAAGAGUGUACACACCUCCUGAUCCUCCUGGCUACUUUGACGGAUACGUGUGGCCAAUGUACCUGAAAAACCGAGACGAGAUCGAGAGCGACACAUCAGAAUUUGUAUUUCUGGAUGGUUUGAAGCCAAAAGAAGAGCUGCUGGCAGCUGUGUGUAAAGAUCUUUGUCAGGAAAUACAAAGACUCAGAGAGAAAAACUGAAUUGACCAGCGUAUUAUUUAUUUGCCAUUUGAAGAUGAAGAUCACUGCUCCCAUGGAUGUUAGGACCACUCUCAAUUAGACUAAUGUGUGACUGAAAGGACCAAAUUUAGCUGUGUGAAUAUCCUGGAAUAAAAGAGCUGUAGCAUCUGAAGUUAUCUACCUGGAGACUGAAGCAAAUGUCUUUACCAUAAAUGUACAGUAUUUUGAAAAGACAAACACUGUGGGACAUAUAAAUGUGAUGUUUGAGGACUUGCAGUUUACUAAUCCAAUAAUCGUAUCGGUAUGUGUAAGCUUAAGUUUGGUUUUAACUCCAUUUUCUUACUCGAUCCCUGCAUCCUGUGAGGAAAUUUUUAAAGUUUGUUUUUUUCUAAUAUGUUCUGUAGAAUAAAUUGUUAAGUGUACAUCCAUUAAAACAGCUUAACAGAAACACUAAA